Molecule: messenger RNA, 3820 nt
Organism: Chrysemys picta bellii (western painted turtle)
Lineage: Eukaryota; Metazoa; Chordata; Testudines; Emydidae
Source: RefSeq, a predicted model, not a curated record
AUGGCAUUGCACAGGUUCAGGCAAUAUGCCAGCUCCUGAGCAGACCCCAUUGGUGGAGGAAGGUCUGCAGCAGACCACCCAGGAAACCUCCACAGGCCCGGGCAUGGAGCCAGAGACUACUGCCACUACCAUUCUAGCUUCUGUAAAAGAGCAGGAGCUCCAGUUUCAAAGACUCACCAGAGAGCUGGAGGUGGAAAGGCAAAUCGUUGCCAGUCAGCUAGAAAGGUGUAGGCUUGGCGCAGAAUCACCAAGUAUUGCCAGCACAAGCUCUACUGAGAAGUCAUUUCCUUGGAGAUCAGCAGAUGUGCCAACUACAGAUGUAAGCAAACCCAGAGUGUCUGACAGUGUCCAUAUCAAUACUUAUCAGGUUAGAACAGAGCCAGAACAAGGGAACCUCUGCUCACCAGAACAGACAUCUCUCCAUGAAAGUGAGGGGUCAGUAGGUAACUCAAGAAGUUCAACACAAAUGAAUUCUUAUUCUGACAGUGGUUAUCAGGAAGUAAGCAGUUUCCAUAACAGCCAGAACUUGGGCAAGUCAGAAAAUAGACAGCAGCAUUCACUUACUGGAACCACUAGUAAUCAUUUGGUGAGAAACUCACGGGCUGAAGGACAAACUUUAGUUCAGCCCUCCGUAAAUAUUGCUGCCAACCGAGCGAUGAGACGUGUUAGUUCUGUUCCAUCCAGAACACAGUCUCCUUCUUAUGUUAUCAGCACAGGUGUUUCUCCUUCAAGGGGGUCACUGAGAACUUCUGUAGGAAGUGGUUAUGGUUCUCCAUCAGUUACUGAAUCACGACCCCUUACUUCUAGUGCAUAUUCAUCCACUACAUUACCUGUACAGCGAGCAACAUCUCCCUAUACAACACAGAGACCUGCUUCACCAGCAGCUGUACGGCGGAUCGGUUCAGUCACAUCUAGGCAGGCAGCUAACCCCAGUGGAGGAACUUCUCAAUACCAAACAUCUGUCAGAGUGGGCUCACCUCUUGCCCUAACUGAUGCACAGACAAGAGUAGCUUCUCCAUCUCAAGCCCAGAUGGGAUCUUCUUCCCCAAAACGUGCUGGCAUGACUGCAGUUCCACAGCAUUUGGGAACAACAUUACAAAGAACAAUUCAUGACAUUGACCAGUAUGGACAGCAAUAUGAUAUCUAUGAGAGAAUGGUACCACCACGUCCAGAUAGCCUUACAGGCUUGAGGAGUUCGUAUGCUAGUCAGAACAGUCAGCUUGGGCAAGAAUUACGUUCUGCUGUAUCUCCUGACCUACACAUCACCCCCAUAUAUGAAGGGAGAACCUAUUACAGUCCUGUGUACCGCAGUCCAAAUCAUGGAGCAGUUGAGCUACACCAAGGGUCCCAGACAGCACUAUAUCGAACUGGGUCAGGUGUUGGAAAUCUGCAAAGGUCAUCCAGUCAGCGUAGCACACUUGCAUACCAAAGAAAUAAUUAUCCCUUGAACACAACAGCUGCCUAUGCAGAACCCUACAGGUCAAUGCAGUACCGACUGUCAGAGUCCAGUUAUAACAGGCUACAACAUGCAACGCCAGCAGAUGAUGGUACAACAAGAUCUCCAUCCAUAGACAGCAUACAGAAAGAUCCUAGGGAGUUUGCAUGGCGGGAUCCAGAAUUGCCUGAAGUCAUUCACAUGCUUCAGCACCAGUUCCCAUCAGUUCAAGCAAAUGCAGCAGCCUACCUUCAGCACCUGUGCUUUGGAGAUAACAAAGUAAAAAUUGAGGUAUGUAGGUUAGGAGGAAUCAAGCAUCUGGUUGACCUUUUGGAUCACAGAGUCCUUGAAGUUCAGAAGAACGCUUGUGGCGCACUGAGAAACCUUGUUUAUGGAAAGUCGACUGAUGAAAAUAAAAUAGCAAUGAAGAAUGUUGGUGGGAUACCUGCCCUUUUGAGGUUGUUAAGAAAAUCUAUUGAUGCAGAAAUAAGAGAGCUCGUAACAGGAGUUCUCUGGAACUUGUCCUCAUGUGAUGCAGUAAAGAUGACAAUCAUUCGAGAUGCUCUAUCAACGCUAACUAACACUGUGAUAGUUCCACAUUCUGGAUGGAAUAAUUCUUCCUUUGACGAUGAUCAUAAAAUUAAAUUCCAGACUUCUCUAGUUCUGCGCAAUACUACAGGAUGCCUGAGGAAUCUAAGCUCUGCAGGAGAAGAGGCAAGGAAGCAGAUGAGGUCUUGUGAAGGGCUGGUUGAUUCUUUGCUAUAUGUGAUCCAUACAUGUGUGAACACAUCAGAUUAUGACAGCAAGACAGUGGAGAACUGUGUGUGCACACUGAGAAACUUGUCCUAUCGCCUAGAAUUGGAGGUACCUCAGGCACGUCUGCUGGGUAUAAAUGAAUUGGAUGACUUGUUAGGGAAAGAAUCACCCAGCAAAGAUUCAGAGCCAAGCUGCUGGGGGAAAAAAAAGAAGAAGAAAAAACGAACUUCACCAGAAGAUCAGUGGGAUGGAGUUGGCCCUAUACCGGGAUUUUCAAAGUCUCCUAAGGGUGUGGAAAUGCUGUGGCACCCAUCUGUAGUAAAACCCUAUCUAACACUUCUAGCAGAAAGCUCCAACCCAGCUACUUUAGAGGGCUCUGCAGGAUCUCUCCAGAAUCUUUCCGCAGGCAACUGGAAGUUUGCAGCAUAUAUUCGAGCUGCUGUCAGAAAAGAAAAAGGGCUUCCAAUCCUUGUGGAACUUCUGAGAAUGGAUAAUGAUAGAGUUGUUUCUUCUGUGGCAACUGCCUUAAGGAAUAUGGCUUUAGAUGUUCGCAAUAAGGAGCUUAUUGGUAAAUACGCUAUGCGAGAUCUGGUGAAUCGCCUUCCAGGAGGCAAUGGCCCAAGCAUAUUGUCUGAUGAGACUGUAGCAGCAAUCUGCUGUGCUUUGCAUGAGGUCACCAGUAAAAACAUGGAAAAUGCCAAAGCUUUGGCUGACACAGGAGGAAUAGAAAAACUGGUGAACAUAACAAAAGGAAGGGGUGACAGAUCAUCACUUAAAGUGGUCAAGGCAGCAGCUCAGGUAUUGAAUACAUUAUGGCAAUACCGAGACCUCCGUAGCAUUUAUAAAAAGGAUGGAUGGAAUCAGAAUCAUUUUAUUACACCAGUAUCAACAUUGGAACGAGACAGAUUCAAAUCACAUCCUUCCUUGUCUACAACAAAUCAGCAAAUGUCACCUAUCAUUCAGUCAGUUGGCAGCACAUCUUCAUCGCCAGCACUGUUAGGAAUUAGAGAACCUCGUUCUGAAUACAAUAGGACACAACCUUCUAUGCAGUAUUACAAUAGCCAAGGUGAUGUCAUUACGCAUAAAGACACAUAUACUGGGUCCAGCAAACCUUCACCGAUUUACAUCAGUUCCUAUUCCUCACCAGCAAGAGAACAAAAUAGACGGCUACAGCAUCAGCAGUUGUACUACAGUCAAGAUGACUCCAGCAGAAAGAACUAUGAUGCAUACAGAUUAUAUUUGCAGUCCCCACAUAGCUAUGAAGACCCCUAUUUUGAUGAUCGAGUUCAUUUUCCAGCUACUACAGAUUACAUGACACAAUAUGGACUGAAAUCAACCACAAAUUACGUAGACUUCUAUUCCACUAGACGGCCCUCUUACAGAGCAGAACAAUACCCAGGGUCACCUGAUUCUUGGGUGUAGCAUCAGAAAGUUACACAGAGGAAUGCUAUAGCUUCUAAUCUUGCUUGGGAAGAAAUGGAAUGGCCUGUUUGCUGUUUGGAUGGUGAAAUGUGAAAGUGAAGUAAAAGGAGGAACAAGGAGGAGCUUUUUUUCAAGGACUUAUCAGGAAGGUGAGAGAGAAAUUGGAAGGGAGAACUUCUUGCUCUGUUUAGACGUUAGAUCUAAUUG